Molecule: messenger RNA, 2180 nt
Organism: Melopsittacus undulatus (budgerigar)
Lineage: Eukaryota; Metazoa; Chordata; Aves; Psittaciformes; Psittaculidae
Gene: NKAP
Product: NFKB activating protein
Exons: 9
Coding region: 1-1071 (356 amino acids)
Biological process (GO): regulation of gene expression
Cellular component (GO): nucleus
Molecular function (GO): chromatin binding
Source: RefSeq, a predicted model, not a curated record
AUGGCGCCGGCGUCGCGGUCCCGCAGCCCGGUCAGCGGCAGCCCCGAGCGCCGCGGCCGUCGGUCGCGCUCCCGGUCCCGCAAUGGGCUGAGGCGGCCGAGCCAUCGGCGGAGCCGCAGCUGGUCCCGUGAGCGCACCCCCGGUGGGCCGCGGGCCGCCGCGCACCACGGCCACUACCACGGCAAGGCCUGGCCCGAGUACUAUGAGAAGGAGAAGGAGGAGAUCCUGCGGCAGAGGAGACUCAACGAAAGAGAGAGGAUCGGAGAACUGGGGGCACCUGAAGUCUGGGGACUGUCACCAAAGGUUCCUGACCCUGAUUCUGAUGAGCAUACACCGGUAGAAGACGAAGAGGCAAAAUCUAAGAGCAGUUCUUCAGAUUCCAGCUCAGAAGAGGAAAAAAAGAAAAAGAAGAAGAAAAGGAAGAAGAAAAAGCGGAAGGGAUCCAAAAGAAAACGCAGAAAACAUUCUGAGGACAGCGACAGUGAGUCGGAAUCUGAGGACUCCAGUGAUGAAGAUAGAAAGAAAAGCAGGAAGAAGAAAAAGAAGAACAGAAAGAAGAAGUACAAGAAAAAGAAAAAUAAGAAGAGCAGGAAGGAAUCCAGUGAUUCAAGUAGUGAAGAUUCUGAUGAAGAAAUGUUUCAAGGGGAAGAUCUCUGGAUUGAGAGAUCAAAAAAUAUGGAAACUGAUAGCUUGAUUGGACCAGAAGCUCCCAAAACUCAUGCAUCUCAGGAUGACAGGCCUUUGAACUAUGGACAUGCCCUCUUGCCCGGUGAAGGUGCAGCAAUGGCAGAAUAUGUAAAAGCAGGAAAACGUAUACCCCGGAGAGGUGAAAUCGGCUUGACCAGUGAAGAGAUCGCGUCGUUUGAGAGCUCUGGUUAUGUCAUGAGUGGCAGCAGACAUCGCCGAAUGGAAGCUGUGCGUCUGCGUAAAGAGAACCAGAUUUACAGUGCAGAUGAGAAGAGAGCUCUGGCAUCCUUCAACCAGGAGGAAAGAAGAAAACGAGAGAAUAAGAUCCUUGCUAGUUUCCGAGAGAUGGUCUACAGAAAGACUAAAGGCAAAGAGGAAAAAUAAUCCUUCAUUUGGACUGGACACCACAGGUUCUGCCAAGCAGCAGCUGACCUAUUCCAGUUGUGACUUGACAAAAAACCUUCCAGUGCUGCAGUGCUUUUCACCCAACAGGGUCAAGCCUCAGGAGUGGAUUCCUUGGAUCAAGGAAAAAGCUGCUUUUGUCAGAUUUUCUUGGAUGGUUUGCUCUCUGUUCACAAGAAAUCCCUGUAAAAUGAAAGGGUACAAAAGGCAGGGAAAGCAGGAACAGGAAGGUAAGAUGAAAGGUGCAAUGCUCUAAGCUCACUUUGAAUCAGACAAGCGGAAGAAUUCCAUGGGAGGGCUUUGUUACCUAAUGCUGAUAAGUGAGAUUUUCCAUGUGUUUUGAUUAAUCAUAGAAUAAUUCAGGUUGCAAAAGACCUUAAACAAGCUACUGGAAACAGUAGCAAAAACGAAGGAAUUCCUAAGUUCCUGUUUAAGAUCCAGGUCUCUCUACUUGAUCUAGAUCUGGUUUUGUUGGUUUUUUCCUCAACACAGUUUUGUUUAGUUUGUGGUUCAAACUAGACCUGUAAAUAGAAAUUGGUUUGUAAUUUAAUACAGAUGGGCUUCUUUUACUUUAAAGCAAGCAGACUGCAACUUGGUGUAUUGCAACUUGGUGUCUGAGGUGUAUUACAUAUCCAUGGAGGCCUGUGGUGAAGAACUGAGUUGCUUGCUUCUUUUUCUCCUAUGUCAUACAUAGGUAUCAGGAGCAGUAGGUGCAGUGAUUGGAACCCCUGGAUGUACACAGGUGAUAACAAGGAUGUAUCUUUCAAUUUAUUUGAAAUUCCUUUGUUUAUGGAAGUGUCUAGAGUAAAACCCUAUUUUAAUUUCUCUGCUAUUUUAAUUUGGUCUGGUUUAGCAGCAUUAUAUGCAUUUCUUUAAACUGUACUUGGAGGCUUACUCUGGAUAGUGCUUCUGUGAGUCAGCUGCAUAUUUCCAACCAUACCCUCUGAACUGCCUUUUUCUCAGAUGCUUUUAAAACCAAAGUGUUUUCUAGACAGUUGUUUUGUUCACCUCAAUCUCUGUGUUGUACUUCUGGCAGCAGAGAGAUAUCCUGUAUGUUUGUAUAAAGAAAAUAAAAGUCCUGUAAUAUUUGG